This is a messenger RNA of Lymnaea stagnalis (great pond snail), 885 nucleotides long. Lineage: Eukaryota; Metazoa; Mollusca; Gastropoda; Lymnaeidae. The record is from the annotation of a GenBank genome assembly.
AUCGUGUUCCUGGGGAUAUUUUCCAACGUCAUCAACAUGGUGGUAUUCCUUAAGCAAGGUGUGGGCGACAACGUCAAUCUCAGCCUGUUUGCGUUGGCUGUCUCUGAACUGUGCUCUCUCCUGCCAUUGGUCUGGCACGGGUUUAUCGCUCACACGAGAUUUCUCGGGCCGGACGUGGAUUUUGUCGGAAGCGAAGUCCAUUUUCUGACCACAGGAUGGCCGCACACGAUCUUCACCAAGGUGACCAGCUGGGUCACGGCGUUCAUCAUGUUUGAGAGGUGCCUCUGCAUCGCCCUGCCCUUGAAGGUGAAAACGGUCCUGACGACGACUCGCGUCAAACUGUGCCUCGUUUCCAUUUUCGUGCUCGUGUUGGCCGGGGUGGUUCCCACUUAUGCCACACAUAGUCUUGGCUGGAAAUUUUACCCGGCGCUCAAUCGGACCCUCCUGGGUUUGAAGAAGACAGACAACGCGCGGGACGUGACACAGAUUUCAAAUUUAAUCAACAAUUCCAUCUCCUCGUUCAUCUCCUACUCCGUCACACUCGUCUGCACAACUAUAAUCAUCUUCCAACUCAACAAGAAAACAAAAUGGCGGGAAACCACGGCCGGGUCGGGAGACAAGGGAAGUAACCCCGUUUCUGCUCGCGAUCGCCGCGCGGUCAAGACGGUGACGAUCGUUUCCGGGAUUUUUCUGGUAAGAGUGACGCCGUCCAUCGUCGUCGUCAUGGCAACGUCAAUUGACGACCAGUUCACACUGGCGGGAAAAUAUGGCAAUCUCUUGGUGCUUAUCUACGGGAUCAUCUUUGACUUGGAGGCCUUGAACUCAAGUGUGAACAUCUUGGUGUAUUACAAGACAAACCGUCGCUAUAGACAUACGUUCAAGUCU